Molecule: messenger RNA, 1044 nt
Organism: Neoarthrinium moseri
Lineage: Eukaryota; Fungi; Ascomycota; Sordariomycetes; Amphisphaeriales; Apiosporaceae
Exons: 4
Coding region: 1-1044 (347 amino acids)
Biological process (GO): endoplasmic reticulum to Golgi vesicle-mediated transport; protein retention in ER lumen
Cellular component (GO): endoplasmic reticulum; membrane; cis-Golgi network
Molecular function (GO): ER lumen protein retrieval receptor activity
Source: RefSeq, a predicted model, not a curated record
AUGGGAGCCUGGAAUUUCUUUAGGAUAGCGGGAGACAUUUCCCACAUCCUCUCGAAAUGCAUCCUGAUCUUCGCCAUCCAUCGUAACCGGAGCGCCGAAGGCGUUUCCUGGAUCACACAGGUUCUAUACACCGUGGUAUUCGUCACGAGAUACACCGACAUCUUCUCCGAGAGCUCGUUAUGGAACCUCUUCUUCAAGACAUUCUACAUCGCCUCGUCGAUAUACACCGUUGCUAUAAUGCGCCUACGAUACCCUCGUACGAGGGAGCGCGAGGUCGCUUGGAAGUUGGGCGCCGCCGUGCUGGGUGGCUCGCUGCUCAUCUCGCCCUUUGCCAUGCUGAUCUUCGAGAACAGCUUGGAUUGGGCCUUCUGGCUGUGGGUCUGGGACUUCUCCGAGGUGCUGGAGUCCGUCUGUGUCCUCCCCCAGCUUCUACUCCUCCGACAGACGACCGUGCCGACCGUGAUCAACUCGGGCUACAUUCUGGCCCUUGGCUCCUACAGAGCUUGGUACAUCCUGAACUGGAUCUCGCGCAAGGCGGAUCCCAACGACAACGGCGUCAACACGGUUUCCGUCAUAUUUGGCAUUAUCCAGACGGCUUUCUACGUCGACUUUGCUUGGGUUUACUACUCACGCCAGCGCGUCAAGCUCCGGAACGGUGGUGUUGUGGACGCUGAUGACAUGCGCCGAGGCUGGCUGUUGAGCAAGAUCUUUGGCAAGCGCUUCGAAUCCCUCCCAGAUGACGAGGAGAGCGCCCCGGCGCUUGGCCGCAACGAUGACCCCUCCUCGGGAUCCAGAAGGUCUAAAUGGGGCGCCAGGGGUAUCUCCAUCAGCGCCGAUGAUGAUACCCAUGAGCACGAAGCAAGCCGCGACGACGAUGACGAAUUCACUACGAGCGUCGACCCGGAUGCCAAGAUGAAGGAUCCCGAUGAGCUCGCCAGGGCACUCGACGAUGAUGAGGACGAAGAUGCCCCGUCGGCAUCCUCGCAUGCAGGUACGAACGGGCGUCCCAACGGCCUAAAUAACGGGAGCGAAUGGCGGGAUUAA